Trichomonas vaginalis G3 is the source of this 960-nucleotide messenger RNA. RefSeq names its product phosphatidylinositol-3,5-bisphosphate binding. Bases 1 to 960 code for a protein of 319 amino acids. NCBI's taxonomy places the organism in Eukaryota, Parabasalia, Trichomonadida, Trichomonadidae. The transcript has a single exon. The record is from RefSeq and is a predicted model, not a curated record. Gene Ontology annotation, molecular function: phosphatidylinositol-3,5-bisphosphate binding; protein binding; phosphatidylinositol-3-phosphate binding. Gene Ontology annotation, biological process: protein localization to phagophore assembly site; protein lipidation; autophagy of mitochondrion. Gene Ontology annotation, cellular component: extrinsic component of membrane; cytosol; phagophore assembly site membrane.
AUGAAGGCAAAUUCAGUAAUUCGCAAUGUGUCUUUUGAUGAUUUUGCAAACAUCAUUGGUUUAGCAACAUGUUCAGGAUUUACUGUAAUAUAUUCUUCAUCUGGAGAGUUUCUAACUGAUGUUAGAACAAAAGAUGAUAGAUUAUGCCCUUAUGGCUGCAAUUUAAUUUCCACAUUCGGAAUGUCUAACAUCAUAGCUCUUACAUACCUCGACUACAAUACAACAGACGUCUUUAUUUGGGAUAGAUUUAAAGCAAAACUUUUAACUACUUGCCAUUUCGAAGCCCCUAUUACGGGUAUUAAACUUAGACCAGAUAUUAUAAUCGCUUCUUCCCAGAAAUGCAUUUACGUAAUGAAUUUAUCCGAUUUCAAGAUUGUCGCUCAAUUCGAAACAGCAUUUAAUCGCGAUGGCAUUUUUGAUCUCACACCAUCUCAUAUUAUCAACAUGAUCGUUUUUCCAGCAGCAGAAACAGGCGUUAUCGGAAUUAUUGAUAUUUACGAUAAAUCAGUUCCACCACGCUAUAUACAUUGCUUUAAGACAUCUAUUCUUGGCAUUAAAGUCAGCCAGAAUGGCCGCUUAAUUGCAAUCGCAGGAGAUGAAGGAAGGCAAAUUAAUAUUUAUAAUUAUCCAUCUCUUCAAAUUGUUGCUCGUCUAAAGAGAGGAAAUUGCAGUAAGAUCAAUUCUAUCUCCUUUGAUGAACAUAGAAAUCGCUUAGCUUUGAUUGAUAAUACAGAAACUUUUCUUGUCUUCGAUUUACACCAACAAACCGAAGAUGAUGCAAUAAGGCCAACAAUGAAACUCAAAUACAGCGAUAAUCCUCCAAUGUGGAUUAAUUUCAAUGCAAAAGUUAGUGGCAUCGUUGGUGUUACGUCCAAUGGAGGUUUAUUCAAAGUCGCUACAAAUUCUGACGAAAAGUCUGCUAUUUGUGAACCAAUUAUUUCGAGAUUGAAGAUCAAAUAA